AUUCAACACGUGGAGAAGUACGUGUUUACUGUGUCCUGAAGAAAACGAUGUCUGAUAAGCCUGAGGAUGCUCCUGAAAGUAUGCAACAAAUCAUUGUCUGUUAUGGACUAAUUGUAUGUAGAUUGAAUACCAGUAACCAAGUUGUCCCGGCACCCAGAGUGACCAAGCAGGCAAUGCGGACGCCUGUCAAGGCUGUCCUAACAAGGGCGUGUGUUCCACCCUCCCCAAAGGCCCAGAUCCAGCCAUUGAGGACGUGAAGGCUCGCAUGGCGUUGGUGAAGCAUAAGAUCCUGGUGCUGUCAGGGAAGGGCGGAGUAGGCAAGAGCACCUUCACUGCUCACCUUGCUUACGGUCUGGCCGCUGAUGAGAACCGACAGGUUGGUGUGUUGGACAUAGACAUAUGCGGGCCGUCCAUCCCCAAGGUGAUGGGAGUGGAAGGGGAGCAGGUGCAUCAGAGCGGGUCAGGAUGGUCCCCUGUGUAUGUUGAUGAUAACCUGUGUGUGAUGUCAGUGGGGUUUCUCCUCUCAAGCCCUGAUGAAGCUGUCAUAUGGAGAGGACCUAAAAAAAAUGGUAUGAUAAAGCAGUUUCUGAGAGAUGUUGACUGGGGGGAGGUGGACUAUCUCAUAGUGGACACACCCCCUGGGACGUCAGACGAGCACCUGUCGAUCGUCCAAUACCUGAGCAGUACACACGUCGAUGGGGCUGUUGUUAUAACAACGCCACAAGAGGUGUCACUGAUGGAUGUAAGGAAAGAAUUAAACUUUUGUAAAAAAGUGGGUCUGCCUGUGAUUGGAGUUGUGGAGAAUAUGAGUGGUUUCGUGUGCCCCAAGUGCAAACACGAGUCUCAGAUAUUCCCUCCAACAACGGGGGGUGCAAUCAAGAUGGCGGCUGAUAUGGGUGUGCCCUUCCUCGGCAAAUUACCCCUCGAUCCUCGGAUUGGCUGGUGUUGUGAUCGGGGCAAGUCCUUCCUGAGUGAAGUACCAGACUCUCCAGCAGCUACGGCCUACCAGGAGAUCAUUCAGAAGAUCAUUGACGCUUGUACUGGAAGUUCUCCCACAACAAGCUCAGAUAGAACUGUGGAUGUUGAAAGAUAACUUUUAUAACUAAAGCUAUGUUUUAUGUUUGUGUUGUAUAUACUGUAGUCAAAAGCUUCACAUUGAUACUACAUGUAUUAUUAAUGCUUGCUGA
Halichondria panicea is the source of this 1187-nucleotide messenger RNA. RefSeq names its product cytosolic Fe-S cluster assembly factor nubp1-A-like. Lineage: Eukaryota; Metazoa; Porifera; Demospongiae; Suberitida; Halichondriidae. Gene Ontology annotation, biological process: iron-sulfur cluster assembly. Bases 266 to 1093 code for a protein of 275 amino acids. Gene Ontology annotation, molecular function: 4 iron, 4 sulfur cluster binding; ATP-dependent FeS chaperone activity; ATP binding. The transcript is spliced from 8 exons. Gene Ontology annotation, cellular component: cytosol. The record is from RefSeq and is a predicted model, not a curated record.